UUGACGAGCGUUACCUCACUCAAUUUCUGCGUUCUCCAAACCCUAAGCAAUUUCUAUAUGCUCAAAAGUAUCCAUUUUUCAUGACCUACGAAUGAAAUUCAAGCUCUUUCUAAUCCUCUUAAUUCGAUCAAAUUUUCGUAAAUGCCUUUUUUGAUCCUGUUUUCUACAUCGAAAAAUCCUUUUUGUGUGACCUGUUCGGAAUUCCGUCGAUGGGUUCGGGAAAUCAUGUUGUUGUCGAUGUUAGUUCAGACGAUGAGGUCGACUCACGGGUAGACAUAAGCUACUUUGAUUGGCUAAAUCAGGUUAUGGAAGCCGUCGAUGAGAAAUCGGACAGUACCGAUGUAGUCGAGGUUAUUUCUGAGGUGAAAGGCGGCAUAGAUUCGCAGUAUCGGAAGCCAAUUCCUGAGGAAGAAGACGACGAUUGUGUGAUUUUAGACGGUGAUCCCGAUAAGACGGCCAAGUCUUCUGCUGUCGAAGAAGACGAUGAUAAAUUAGCGAAGAAUGAUGAUGAUGAUGAUGAUGAUGAUGAUGUGCUUGUAGUGGGGCAAAAGGGUGAGAUAGCAUGUAGAGAUUUCCCUCAUCCCAGACAUUCCUGUGCCAAGUACUCAUUUAACUCAACAUCACACGAGAAAUACUGCGACAUGUGUCACUGUUAUGUGUGUGACAUUCGUGCUCCAUGUCCAUACUGGUGUAUCGGUGACUCCACCAUUGAUCAUUGCCAUGCUAAUGAUAAAGAGAAGAUAUGGAAGAAUCAACGCGAAUACUUCAGGACUGGAAUUAUGCCCACCCAACCAUCUUCAAAACCUUCUACUACGCCUCUCCUUCCAGCUUCUGCGACAGUGACCCGCCAGUUUUCACGGUCUCCUACUCAAAAUAUCAUAAGGUUAUCCCAGAACGUCUUGCCUCGAAAACAGGUUGGGAUCCGGGCUUGCUCAUCAUCUACUCGUGUUGCUAGCCUCUCAAACGUCAGAGCCAGGUCUAGAACCAAGCAACACAAUGCCAAUCAUGUGUUGCAGAAUCGACCCGUGCACAGUGUUCGCAACAACAUCAUCCAAAAGGAUAGAAGUUCUUCUUAUAUGGGUAACCUAAGGUCUCGAGUGGCCUCUUCAGGAACUCGGUAUGGUGCAACAAAUGGUAACAACAUCAAGGUGGGUCUCUGUACUAAUGCUCAAGUUUCACAAUCCACCCACCAUGGCUCUUCUGUUGCGGCACCGACGAUAAACCAAGAAACGAACACUCAACAACAACGUAAUUGUCAGCUCAAUGUUACUGAUUAUUACGCAGCGGUGACGGUGACGACGACGGGGUCUCAGAGCAAUGUGUACACCAGACAUUCAGGCCAGAACAAAAGUGUCGGUGGGAAUUGUCAGUUUCAGACAAAUGCACAACCGUUUGCUCUACCUGAAACUCGUGGGGAUGCGCAAGCACAGACGGUUCAACAACCACCCGGAGCUAAUGAAAACGUCUUGCAGACCAAACUGUCGGAAUUUGAGAGCUGGCUUAUGGACGGCUCUAACCAAACCGGCCUGGUUAGCCCGUUGCCUGAACCGGCAGGUGAAGACUAUGUCAGUCCGUUGACAUUCGAUUUCGAAACCUUCUUGAAUGAUUGAAACAUCGCUGUAGUUUUUUUAUUAAGUCAACUUUCCUCACUGAUUGUAUGAAUUGUAGAGUGAGUGAGUUUUAGAUGCUUGAAUUGCGAUUGUGUAUAUCAUUUAUUAGCUGUUAUUACUC
Messenger RNA from Eutrema salsugineum, 1731 nucleotides. RefSeq lists its product as uncharacterized. NCBI's taxonomy places the organism in Eukaryota, Viridiplantae, Streptophyta, Magnoliopsida, Brassicales, Brassicaceae. The record is from RefSeq and is a predicted model, not a curated record. The transcript is spliced from 3 exons. Bases 210 to 1610 code for a protein of 466 amino acids.